Rhododendron vialii is the source of this 1686-nucleotide messenger RNA. RefSeq lists its product as uncharacterized. The coding region runs from base 1 to 1686 and encodes 561 amino acids. The transcript has 6 exons. NCBI's taxonomy places the organism in Eukaryota, Viridiplantae, Streptophyta, Magnoliopsida, Ericales, Ericaceae. The record is from RefSeq and is a predicted model, not a curated record.
AUGGCAGAGCAGAAGUCGAUGCGUGAGCACAUGCAUCUUGAGAGGACCACUCCUCUCAGACCAAUUGUUCUGCCAACGGAGACGGUGGAGGCACGCAAUGCCUUCACCAUCAAACUUGGUAUCCAUAAUGCCCUUCUUCUUUUCUAUGGGAGUGAGAAUGAGGAUCCUGCGGAUAAGUGGUUGCGGAUGCACAAGGCGCAGUCUUUCACGACAUGGGCUAUUGUUCGAGAUCUCUUUUAUGAGAGAUAUUUCUCAGAGGGAGGGCGAGUCAUUUUUAAGGUGUUGGGAGUGUUUCAAGGACUUCUUGUUGUUCUUAUCGCACCAUGGUUUGCAAGGCACCAACUGGUGUCGUUUUUCUAUUUGGACCUAAAUGUUGCGAUAGCCCAACAGAUUGAGUACCUUCGUAAGGAAGAGAAUUUUCUAGACAAGUUCUCAGAUGAUGCGUGGGAUUCUCUAGAAGAGUUGGCCGAGAAACACCGGAGUUGGGAACCUUCCGACCUCGCUAAUACGGCUAUGGCUGCUCAGGGACCCAGUAGUUCAGGCGUUUUUUCAUUGAGCAUGCGAGAGUAUAAUGUCCAAUCUCAACUGGACAAGAUGUUUAAGCAAUUAGAGAAUUUGAAACUCAUGCAAGUCCAACAAGUGAACGAGGUGAGAGUCGAGGAAAUGUGCGCAUUGUGUGAGUGUCCAGGGCAUUCAGUCACUGAUUGCCCCAGUGGGCCCACAACCCACUUUUGGGUUGGAGAGAUCAAAAAGUCCCAGUGCAACCCGAAGCACCACCUUAACAGCAAAUUCAGCAGUUCUGGCCCUCUCAAGUCUCAAAUAAGCAUCACUGAGCAGACCAAACAGGCAAUUGAUGACAUUAAGACCCAGUUGACUGCAGCAGUUGGACAAGUCGAGCAUGAAAGGGAAAAUCUGGAGGAGGUUAGGGCGAUCAUCACUCUUAGAAGUGGGAAGGAGAUCGACAAAAUAAAUCCUCUAAAGCAAAAAUUGGUUCUACCCCCGGAGCUAGUGGCUGCACCAGUAGUUUCUCCAGACUUGGAAAGUGUUCCUGAGGAAGAUGAUGAGCCAGAGUCUCCUGAAGUGGAGGUGUCUGCGCCUGCAGCCCCCACGACUCCAUCGCCACUCGUUGUUCCAUAUCUCCAUCGCUUGGUGACGAAACCCAAGGCCAAUGUGAACUUCCAGAUUCUGGAAUUAUUCAAGAAAGUUCAGUUUUCUAUCUCCUUGAUGGAAGCCAUUGACGUCAUUCAUCAGUUCGCUAAGGUUUUGAAAUAUCUGUGCACUUCAAAGCGAAGAACUAAGAGUCAGGACAAAGUGCUCAUAAUGGAGCAGGUGAGCUCCAUUUUCCAGGCCGAUAUCCUAACUAAGUGUAAGGACCCUGGUUGUCCCACCAUUCCUAUAGCUAUCGCAAGCCAGAAGUUCAAUAAGGCUUUGUUGGAUUUAGGAGCAAGUGUCAACUUGCUCCCAAAUUCGGUCACGCUACAGUUGGCUGAUCCGAGUGUGAGAGUUUCGAAGGGGGUGGUGGAGGGUGUUCUGAUUCAGGUGGGCGAGUUCCUUUUUCCUGUCGACUUUAUUGUCUUAGAUACGUGCCCGAUACUAAAGGUCUUCGAGAAGACCCCUAUCAUCCUUGGCCGUCCCUUCUUAGGCACCUCCAAUGCCAUCAUGAACUGCAAAACUGGACAACUCUAG